GAGAAACUACGGAGGAGAUGCUGCUGCAGCCGAAAACCCCAUUUAUCUGGAGUUUCAUGCAUUUCCUCGGCUCAUGGAUCAUUUAAUGUUUGCAUGAUCGAUUUCCCCAUUGGAAGCUGGAAUAAGUAUAUAAAGCAGAGGUUGGUUUUGUGGAUGUGUGUUGAUGUCGUCAUCAGAGGACAGUCGAGCGCAUUCCAUCGAAUAUUCGGCCGGAAGAAACUGCGCGAGGGUUUGUUUUUAUUUGGAUAUAAAUGGAGCAUGACGCUUGAUGCUGUUCAUAACGAAGAAGGGAAAUAAAAAACGGAAAUAUCCCCGUAGAAGAGGCCCGAGUCCUGUCGUAAUUGAGAUACAUCAUUGUUUAUCCAUCACUGACACAUGAACCGGAUGGAGGAGCUUGUAAACCAGUGGAUUUGGCGGCAGGACUUCUGGCUUCCACCUGGCGUCACAUGGCAGGACAUCGCUGACGGGACGGCGGGCAGCAGUCGGCAUCCUGUCCCCCGCGACCUGCUUAUCUCGCUGCCGUUGGCCCUGGGUUUCAUCGCCCUGCGGUUUGUUUUUGAAAGGGUUGUCGCGUUGCCUCUCAGCCGACAGUUGGGAGUGCGUGACAAGGUUCGAGUUCGGGUCACGCCCAUCCCAAAGCUGGAGGAGUUUUACCUGCAGAAAAAGAAGCAGCCCUCACAGAAUGAGAUAACGCUUUUGAAAAAUCACUGUGGACUCAACCAGCACCAAAUCCAGAACUGGCUGCGCCACCGCAGAAACCAGGACAUACCCAGUAACACCAGGAAGUUUUGUGAAGCUUCGUGGAGGUUUGUCUUUUAUCUCAUUGUGUUUUCGGCUGGUCUUGUCUCUUUGAUUAAUACUCCAUGGUUUUGGGAUCAUCGUGAAUGCUGGCGCGGAUACCCCAGACAGCCUGUAGCAGAAGUUCAGUACUGGUAUUACAUCGUGGAGUUGUCCUUCUACCUCUCACUUCUGCUCUGUGUUACAACGGACAUCAAGCGCAAAGACUUCAAGGAGCAGAUCGUUCACCACAUCGCCACCAUUUUCCUGAUCGCAUUCUCGUACUGUGGCAACUAUGUGCGCGUUGGAACUCUGGUGAUGUUAGUCCACGAUUCUUCAGACAUCCUGCUAGAGUCUGCCAAGAUGUUCCAUUAUGCUGGUUGGAGGAAGACGUGUGAUACCCUAUUUAUCGUUUUUGCCACAGUAUUCCUGGUAACUCGUCUUGUGGUUUUCCCAUGCAGAAUUGUCUACACAACUGUUGUAGAUUCACUGGAAGUCUUUCUCCCGUAUCCUGGUUAUUAUUUCUUCAAUGCCCUGCUCUUGACACUUCAAGCACUGCACAUCUUUUGGGCUUGGCUGAUUCUUCGAAUGAUUUACAAAUUUAUCUUUUUAGGCAAAGUCGAACGAGAUGAACGGAGUGACGUAGAGAGUGAUGUUGAUGAAGUUGGAGAGGAAGAAUGCAGUUGGGAGCAGAAGAAGGGAGUCUUUAACUCCAAACUGGCUUCACUGACCAAUAACUGUGUGCUGAACAAUUUAACCAAUCAGAGACGAAAGAUGAACAGCAGAACACCGAAAGCCAGAUAGUAAUACUGCAAUACCUGUUUGUAUGCUUUGUUUGUUUCUUUGAUUUCUUGUGUUUAAACUUAAUUCAACUCCCACCCUCAUGGAUUGUCUGUUGCGAACAAAGUCCAACUAUAUUUUCAGAUUGAUGUUUGAAUACUUAAGACAAUGUAGUAAAACCAGCGGAUUCCCCGAGUUAUGCUACUUGUUUGUACUGUUACAUUUUGUACCUUUUGAUUGUAUUUGAUAUAGGUUCAGAGUCUUGUCUUUAAUUCAUUUGUUUAAUUUAAUGAAUUAGUCUUGUUUUUAAUAAGAGCACAUAUAGCACCUAACAUUUAGGAAAGCAAGCGUAAAUAGAUGGUGUGAAUGACCAUGUGAAUGAUCAUCCAGUUGAAGUGUUGAAGAUACUGAAUAUUCAGUAUGUUUUAUUAAAAGAUUAAAAUGCAACGCAGACAUAUUUGACUACUAUACUGUAUAUAUUAAACAUUAAAUUAGUUUGACGUUCACAAUGAUUUAUUUCAUAAAUAAUCAUUUUAUGUAACUUUUCAACUGUUGUUUAAGUUGCUAAACUGUUCCGAUUGUUCUUUAUGGAACAGUGAUGGAUAAACAUACAAAAUAUCAUUUAUGGUUAAUUUUACUUCUGAAGAGAGCCACUACGUUGAGUUUCUUUCUUAAACUCUUAGCUACCUCAGCAAAAUGCUAAAGAUAUUUCAUGUUGAUAUUUCUUCUGAAUUGUCAGAUAUUUUUGUUUGUGUGAAUUUUCUGUGAUGACUCAUUUAUGGUCGUGGACUGUUAGAAAAGACUUACAGCGACCUCUAGUGGUGUAAUAUCCACUUGACUUUGUGAUACUACUGAAAGAUCUUGUUGCAAGAAACUACUGGAGUUUGUUUUGGAGUAUACACCAAUCAGACACAACAUUAAAACCACCUGCCUAAUAUUGUGUAGGUCCCCAUCGUGCCACUAAAACCACUCUGACCCGUCCAGGCAUGGACUCCACAAGACCUCUGAAGGUGUCCUGUGGUUUCUGGCACAAGACGUUAGCAGCAGAUCCUUUAAGUCCUGUAAGUUGUGAGGUGGGGCCUCCAUGGAUUGGACUUGUUGGUCCAGCACAUCCCAUAGAUGCUCAAUCGGAUUGAGAUCUGGGGAAUUUGGAGGCCAGGGCAACACCUUGAACUCUUCGUCAUGUUCCUCAAACCACUCGAACAAUGUGUGCAGUGUGGCAGGGCGCAUUAUCCUGCUGAAAGAGGCCACUGCCAUAAGGGAAUACCGUUGCCAAGAAGGGGUGUACCUGGUCUGCAACGAUGUUUAGGUAGGUGGUAUGUGUCAAACUAACAUCCACAUGAAUGCCAGGACUCGAGGUUUCCCAGCAGAACAUUGCCCAGAGUAUCACACUGCCUCCACCGGCCUGCCUUCUUCCCAUAGUGCAUCCUGCUGCCAUCUCUUCCCCAGGUAAACGA
Molecule: messenger RNA, 3014 nt
Organism: Myxocyprinus asiaticus (Chinese sucker)
Lineage: Eukaryota; Metazoa; Chordata; Actinopteri; Cypriniformes; Catostomidae
Gene: cers4a
Product: ceramide synthase 4a
Exons: 11
Coding region: 376-1581 (401 amino acids)
Biological process (GO): ceramide biosynthetic process
Cellular component (GO): membrane
Molecular function (GO): DNA binding; sphingosine N-acyltransferase activity
Source: RefSeq, a predicted model, not a curated record